Molecule: messenger RNA, 476 nt
Organism: Malurus melanocephalus (red-backed fairy wren)
Lineage: Eukaryota; Metazoa; Chordata; Aves; Passeriformes; Maluridae
Product: feather keratin Cos2-3-like
Exons: 2
Coding region: 1-405 (134 amino acids)
Cellular component (GO): intermediate filament
Molecular function (GO): structural constituent of cytoskeleton
Source: RefSeq, a predicted model, not a curated record
AUGCAAGAGCUGUAUAAAAGCAGGCUCUKCUCCCCACUCUCACAUUCACUCCACUCACCUCCAUCUCCUUGGAGCAAGGUGCACCUGCAGCCCCAAGACAUGUCCUGCUACACUCCAUGCCUGCCCUGCCAGCCCUGUGGCCCCACCCCGCUGGCCAACAGCUGCAAUGAGCCCUGUGUCCGCCAGUGCCAGAGCUCCAAYGUCGUCAUCGAACCCUCGCCUGUGGUGGUGACUCUGCCUGGUCCCAUCCUCAGCUCCUUCCCUCAGAACACCGUGGUGGGAUCCUCCACCUCAGCUGCUGUUGGCAGCAUCCUCAGCUCUCAGGGAGUGCCCAUCAACUCUGGGGGCUUUGGCCUCUCUGGCCUGGGCAGUGGCCUCUGUGGCACGAGGUYCYUCCCCUGCUAAAGCUGCUGGUGAUGGCCCUGGGGAAGGGACCCAGGGACACCCAGGAUGGAGCCACCCUGGGGACACAGCAU